This is a messenger RNA of Pteropus alecto (black flying fox), 2061 nucleotides long. RefSeq names its product dyskerin pseudouridine synthase 1 (gene DKC1). The transcript is spliced from 15 exons. Lineage: Eukaryota; Metazoa; Chordata; Mammalia; Chiroptera; Pteropodidae. Gene Ontology annotation, biological process: rRNA pseudouridine synthesis; box H/ACA sno(s)RNA 3'-end processing; mRNA pseudouridine synthesis. Bases 140 to 1642 code for a protein of 500 amino acids. Gene Ontology annotation, cellular component: box H/ACA snoRNP complex. The record is from RefSeq and is a predicted model, not a curated record. Gene Ontology annotation, molecular function: pseudouridine synthase activity; RNA binding.
CCCCGCGUCACGGCACGCACAGGGAGGUGCAGAGUUGGGCGGGUCCUAGCGGCGUGGCCUGACGGCGGCGGGAGUCUGUAAUCGCUCUCUUGGCUGUGGCUCGCGCGGCUCGCACGGCUCGCACGCUCUGUGGGGGAACAUGGCGGACAUGGAAGAAAUUAUUUUGCCCAAGAAGCAUAAGAAGAAAAAAGGGGUGAAGUCAUUACCAGAAGAAGAUGUAGCCGAAAUACAGCACGUCGAAGAAUUUCUUAUCAAACCUGAAUCCAAGGUGGCUCAGUUGGACACAUCUCAGUGGCCCCUGUUGCUAAAGAAUUUCGAUAAGCUCAAUGUAAGGACGACACACUAUACACCUCUUCCCUGUGGUUCAAAUCCUCUGAAGAGGGAGAUUGGGGAUUAUAUCAGGACAGGUUUCAUUAAUCUCGACAAGCCCUCCAACCCCUCUUCCCAUGAGGUGGUGGCCUGGAUCCGACGAAUACUUCGGGUGGAGAAGACAGGGCACAGUGGUACUCUGGAUCCCAAGGUGACUGGCUGUUUGAUCGUGUGCAUAGAACGAGCCACUCGCCUGGUCAAGUCACAGCAGAGCGCAGGCAAAGAGUAUGUGGGAAUUGUCCGGCUGCACAAUGCCAUUGAAGGGGGGACUCAACUUUUUAGGGCCCUAGAGACUCUGACGGGCGCCUUAUUCCAGCGACCCCCACUGAUCGCUGCAGUCAAGAGGCAGCUGCGAGUACGGACCAUCUACGAGAGCAAAAUGAUCGAGUACGAUCCCGAGAGGAGACUAGGAAUCUUCUGGGUGAGUUGUGAGGCCGGCACCUACAUUCGGACGCUGUGUGUGCACCUCGGUUUGUUACUGGGAGUCGGCGGUCAGAUGCAGGAGCUUCGGCGGGUUCGUUCUGGAGUGAUGAGCGAAAAGGACCACAUGGUGACAAUGCAUGAUGUGCUUGAUGCCCAGUGGCUGUACGAUAACCACAAGGACGAGAGUUACCUGCGACGAGUUGUGUACCCUUUGGAAAAGCUGUUGACAUCUCAUAAACGGCUGGUUAUGAAAGACAGUGCGGUGAAUGCCAUCUGCUACGGGGCAAAGAUCAUGCUUCCGGGUGUUCUCCGGUACGAGGACGGCAUCGAAGUCAACCAAGAGGUCGUGGUCAUCACCACCAAAGGGGAGGCGGUCUGCAUAGCCAUUGCGCUAAUGACCACAGCGGUGAUCUCUACCUGCGACCACGGGAUAGUAGCCAAGAUCAAGAGAGUGAUCAUGGAGAGAGACACUUACCCUCGGAAGUGGGGUUUAGGGCCAAAGGCAAGUCAGAAGAAGCUGAUGAUCAAGCAGGGCCUUCUGGACAAGCACGGCAAGCGCACAGACAGUACGCCUGUCACUUGGACACAGGAGUAUGUUGACUACAGUGAUGCCGUGAAGACUGAGGAGGUGGCCGAAGCAGUGAAACCCCCGAAGCGGAGGCGAGAGAGCGAAAGUGACGAGACCUCUCCAGCGUCCACGCCAUUGGUCAAGAAGGAGAAGAAGAAGAAGAAGGACAAGAAGGCCAAAGCUGCUCUGGAGAGCGCGGGCGAGCCGGGCGACGGGGACAGCGACACCACCAAGAAGAAGAAGAAGAAGAAGAAAAUCAAAGUGGAAGAGCUGUCUGGGUAGGGUGCAGGCAGCACCGGGCCCCUCUGGGAGGAGCAAUUAAAGCCUUAUGGAGACAGCAUAGUUCCUUUUGUUUUUGAGGGAAUGCAGCAUAGGUCCCGGGGAGGGUGGGGAGUCACUGGCAUGUUUCAGCUGCCACUCGAGACCUCAGUGAUGUUGCCUGGUGUGGCCAUCCCAUCUUGUCCUGUUUUAAGGAUACGGGUGCGGGAGGCAGAUUUGACAGCGCCCAGUCCUCUGCUUGGGAGAGGCGGGAAGCCUCGCCUUUGGCCCCAGCACUGCCCAGUAACCGCGUGCAGCUGUUUCCUGAUGGCCGUUUAACAUUGUCCUCCUCACUUGCUUCUGCCACCCCCUCUCCUUCUUUGAAAAAGAUUGUAAAAAUUGUGCAGUGAAAUGGUAUAGAGCAAGUAAAAGAAUUAAGUGAA